Molecule: messenger RNA, 3042 nt
Organism: Seminavis robusta
Lineage: Eukaryota; Bacillariophyta; Bacillariophyceae; Naviculales; Naviculaceae
Source: the annotation of a GenBank genome assembly
AUGAAGUUACGAUCCCAGGCUUUCGUCUCAAUGGGUGCCAUGACCAUGGGCUUGCUUUUGCUUUACCCUCGUUCGUCCAACGCCACACUUCUGCGGCAUCCAGAACCGUCUCUUCGUGGCCAGGCUGUUGCUUGGGGCCUCAGACGACACUUACAAGAGUCGGAGCCUUCGUCUGUGUUGUGUCAUGUGAUGAAACUCCGUGUGGAUUUCUUGGAGUCCACAACGGAAUCCAACAACUGGACGGACGUGCAACCAGCCUUGGAGGAUACUGAUGAUGAUCAAGAGGAUAUAGUCUGUGAGACUACUUUACCCAACGACAAUGGUAACAAUGGCAAUAGCAACAGUAGUACUGCCUUAUGGAUGUACAAAAUGAACAAUCUUCCACAGUCGAUUCGCAACCAGCUUUUCUUGGACUCGGAUGAUUCGCAACCCAACGAUUGGAUACACAUAUCCCACGUCCUGCGUGAUGAAUCCACUGCGACCUUGGACAUUCUUCCCAAUGCCACCAUCACAAUCGGACGUCGACCUUCGAAUAUCAUCAGUUUGGGAGAUGCCACUGUCAACUCUGUUCACCAUCGUCGUCGUUCUUUGACUCAAACCUACCAAAACAUGGGAUACAGCAAAGUUUUGGUGGUUCGCGUCACAUACUUGGGGUUUGCUCCGACAGUCACGGCGGAUGAUCUCAGUGGAAGAAUCUUUGGUAUUGGUCCCCAGGCAAAACGAGAUGUCAAUCUACGCCGUCAAAUCAAGGAAUGCAGUUUCGAUAAGCUUAUCCUUGGCCCUGCACCACCGAUCCGCCCCAGGGAUCGAUCCUCCAAUUCCAGUGCGAUCGUACGAGGGGUGACAGAGAUGAACAUUACCGAAGCAGUGGCUCACAACGAUGACUCGGUUCGGACAUUGGAAAACAAAGUGGUGCUCAAGCUGAGAGACUGGUACGGUCCCGACUUUUUGGCUCGUACCAAUCACAUCGUGAUCGUCUUUCCAAACAGCAACCUUAUCCGAUUCCGCGGUCGAAACUACUUGGCCUACGCAUACUUGCGAGGAAAGUACUCUAUCUUUAACAAUGAUUGGGGAACCAGCUUGAGCGCAUUGGCACACGAACUAGGGCACAAUUGGAAUCUCAAUCAUGCAGGAGAGUCUGGCCAGGCAUACGGAGAUUUGACAGGCAUGCUUGGCUUUGGUGUCAAGACCGGUGACUACCCCAGAAGUUGCUUCAAUGCCCAAAAGAACUGGUUCUUGCGAUGGUACGAGGACCGCUCACGAGCCUUGGUCGUGGAGCCGUCUCCCACGGAUUCAAGCGCAACGAGUACUCUUCCCUGGACUGGAGACAUGGUUGCCUUUGUCGAUUAUUCUGCCGCCCAUGUGGCGCAACCGGUAGUUCUGCAGAUCUCGUCCGACAACUCUCAGAAGCGACUCUAUUGCCAGUUCAACCGCGCCAAGAAAUUCAACCGAGAAACGAGAGAAUAUCCCAACCAGGUUGUGAUCAUUGAGGAAGAGGGGAGCCUUGCGAGUUCCAAUGGGAUACAGUCCUGGGUUGCGGGAACCAUCCAACCUCCAUCCAUUCGUAAGCGGGCAGAGCCUGGGGAGUACACCUUCUCCUAUGGCAACUUUGCUUCGGGGGGUCGAGCGGUUCAUUUUCAAGUCUGUCUCCAGGUUCGAGGACCAAACCUCGACUUUGUCCGCCUGAGCAUAUACUUGGAUGGACAAACCAGCGGAUGUGAAGACGACAGUUAUCAGGUGGGAGAUCCCUAUCCCACGGUUUCACCCACCCUAUCCAUGUCGCCAUCAGUGAUGCCCUCGGUGUCUGUGGCACCUUCUUGGGCACCGUCAGGAGCUCCCGUUGUGUCUGAGACCCCCACUGCGUUCUGCGAAGAUUUUGACGAUGAAAAUUGGCAGUAUUUUGACGAGAGCCUUCACACCAGACCCUCUCUUGUCAACUGCGUUUGGCUGAAGCGUCAGAGGGAUAGACUACGCAACAAUCUGUGCAGCGACCCUACCAGUCAAGCUGCCACAUUUUGCCCUGAUACAUGCGGUGAAUGCUUUGAUGGCUGCGACGACGACCUCAGCGAGCCAUUCUUUGUCAGCCAUUCUCUCGGCAAUCGCACUUGCCAAUGGCUCUGGCAGCAGCCCAAGUGGCAGGACAGGCUUUGUAUGGAUGCACACCCUGCAAACACAAUUUGCGCUGAGACCUGCAAUUCCUGUCCACCAGUCAAUUCCGCAUCGCCUGUACCGUCUGCGAGCCCCAGCGAAUCAUCUAUACCGUCCGAGAGUCCAUCUGGAGCUCCAACGGGUGUUCCCACUCCAAGCCCAUCUACAGCUCCAUCUAGUUUCUGCGAAGACUCUCCCCGCAAGUUCAAGCUUACUCCCAACAGCACCUCCUACAUCAACUGUGCAUGGCUGACUCGACACCCGGACAAGGUGGCUGAGAAUCAACUGUGCAACCCAGAGAAUACCGCCUCGACAGCCCAUUCCAUGUGUCCAGAUACUUGCAAUCUCUGUUACGACAAUUGCAGCGAUGAUGAACGGUAUAGCUUUUACGUGGACGAAAGUUGGGAAUACCGCCACUGCUUGUGGCUGAGCACACGCCCACAUUACAUUUCCCGGCUGUGUGUGGACGGCCACCCAGCCAAUGACCUGUGUGCCGACACCUGCAACCGAUGCCCUCAAGGUCGCCCGUCGUGUGAAGAUUCACGUCCAGGAACUUUCUUUUGGAUUGACGGAGACAAUCUGCGAAACCGACGUAAACGAGAUUGUGUAUGGUUGGCUCGACGUGACGCACAAGUCCGAGAAUCGUUGUGUCAACUUCCAGCAGAUAUUACGGAUACAACCACUGCCUAUCAUGUGUGCCCAGAGACUUGUGGUUUCUGCUCCGACUCUUGCGAAGAUGACCCUGGUAUCACAUUCUAUGUGAAUGCCAAUCAAGGCAAUCGGACCUGUGACUGGCUCAGCACUAGACCUUUCUGGCAAAACAGGACGUGCGUGCAAGGGUCAACAGCCUGGGAGCAUUGCCGAGAGUCUUGCAACAGCUGUGAUUCCUACUAG